Messenger RNA from Funneliformis geosporum, 1422 nucleotides. Lineage: Eukaryota; Fungi; Glomeromycota; Glomeromycetes; Glomerales; Glomeraceae. The record is from the annotation of a GenBank genome assembly.
AUGACAUUACCUUUCGAAGAUCUUAAUAGAAUAUUUAAAGAGUUGUCGAGAAAAGACUUGCACUCUUGCUCUCUUGUAAAUCGAACUUGGAGUUUGGUUGCCUUGCCAAUGCUUUGGCGUAACUUUCCUUUGUACACCGUUAAAACAAUAAGUACUUUAAUUUCCUGUUUAUCGGAGCAAGCUAAAGAUGAUUUAAAGAAAAUGGGCAUUCGUUUGGAAAAUUGGAUGAAACUCGGAUCAAGCAUUGAUUAUCCAUCCUAUAUGUCAAGUUUAGAUUAUUCAACCUUGCUGAGAAAUGUUCAUUGUUUGUUAUCCAAGCAAAUAAAUCAAGAACAACAAUUGAAAUGCUUAAUGUAUCAUUUGAUGGAGUACCUCUGCAAAUUAUUAAUGAAUCGAUGCGUCAAUCUAGUAAACCUAGAAUUUAAUCAUAUAACAUUGAUUGAAGCAAAUUACAUUCUCAUUAUACCUUUUUAUCACUUUCCAGGAGCAAAUGAUUCCCUUAUCAAUAUUACAUCUUUGACUUUGGAUUGUAAACUUACUUAUAGUGAUCAGUUUUUUUAUGCACUUUCCGGAGUUUGUAAACGUGUCAAGAAAUUAUCCCUCCUUCAUUCAAAAGACAGCAAUUCUUUGAUUUAUUUUAUAACGUCUCUGGAUCAUUUAGAGGAAUUAUAUAUUGGGGAUAGCAGCGCUUUUUUUCAAGCAAAGAGUACAUCAGAACAAUUGGAACAACAAGCACAAUCACUUAAAGGACUUGAACUACAUUAUAGUUCAGUUUCGAAAUCAUUCUUAAGUCAAUGCAUUAAUUUAAAAGUUUUAACAAUUUAUGGAGAUUACUUCUUUCGGAAUAUUGAAAGCUUGAACGAUAUUGAGCUUAUUAAACUUGAGGAAAUCUGUAUCGAUGAAGUAAACGAAGUAAGUAAGAAUAAAAUCACAAAACUCUUACUUAAUACCAAAGAUAUUCUCAAAAGGAUUUCAUUAAAAGGGGAUUUUAAUCAAUCGAUUGAUCUUACCAAAGCAAUUGUGUACAAUUGUGCAAAUUUAGUUUAUUUUAAUGGAAUAUUUGAUGAUUCUUUAACUGGUUUGUUAGCAACAUUUGUUCAAAAUUGCCCAUUUCUUGAAAUCUUUGAAGUUUAUAAUAAUGAUUUAGAUGAUGAUUCAACUAAUAUUAAAAUUAGUGUUGAAUUAAAACGUUUGGGUGACAUCAUUACGGGAAAUCUUAAAAAAUUACGAUUAAAAGAAUCAUGGAUUUACGAUAUUGAUUCUUUGGAUUAUUUUAUGAAAAGUUGUUUUGAAAAAUUGAAGGGAAGAUUUGAAUUUUACAUCAAUCUUAAGAAACUUGAUAACAUGCAGAAUUAUUAUGGCAAAAAGGUUUUGUUUAAAGAUUAUUGCAAAGGACUUAUGCAUGUAGAAUUGAUAUGUUAA